Porites evermanni is the source of this 1266-nucleotide messenger RNA. The record is from the annotation of a GenBank genome assembly. Lineage: Eukaryota; Metazoa; Cnidaria; Anthozoa; Scleractinia; Poritidae.
AUGAACAUGUCCAGGCAACAGCUUCCCAGAGGCAACAAACUUUUGCUGCCAAAAAUCGAGUACGCAAGAAUGGUUGAAGCGGAACCGGUUAACGGGCAAAAGCCAAACACUAGUUCGGGAACAGAAAAGAACAAUGGGGAAUUAGAAGUUGCAGAAAAGGUUCCACUGUUAAAUAACGACUACAAUACAGGUUCUUUUACGCGCUUUUCUGUCCUGCCUCCAAUUAAUGACAGCGUCCGCAACGCGAGGAGGUUGAGUCGGUUCCGGCGAAUUUCUGGCGCGUUCGUGUCAGCGAAUGGGCCGAGUCCGACUUCAAACCACGAACUUGCAAACAAAAAAGGCGACAAUAACAAAUCACAUAAAUACGCAGGGUUCUCCAGUGUGGCUGUUCAACAGCGAAGAGCUUCAGCUGUAGAUCACGAACGUAUACAAAGUCUUCAAGUCGUUGGUAAACCUUAUUCGAGAGAGGAAUAUGAUAUUACAACUACCCUAUCGAUUCAUGGCAAGCUUAACGCAAAGAGCCCUCGAAGAUCUUUUAGUAGUCCUAUGCCAACAGACACCAGUGAUUCCAAUUGCAGUGCUUGUAAAACGCUUUUAGCACGGCGGCGUUCGAAAACCGAGGGUGCAAUGCACAGUGGAAACCCCGAGAGCGUGCAAACAUACCAAGUUGCUCAUACGUGCAAUAAAAAUAAAGUGUAUACGGAACAUAUUUUAAAGAGGUUCAACUCGGAGGAGCUGUAUUUGCGCAAUGACAAUAUUGUCUCGGAACAAAACAAAACUGUUGCACCGUCUUCUCGAAGAGGAAAAAAAUCGGCAAAAUUAAUCUCCAAACCCGAAAUAACAAUAAAUUUAAAGACAACAAAUUUGGCAGUUUCCGAUGGAAGGAGGCCUGUUAGCAGAUGUGAAAUUAGCUUAGAUGUAAACGACGCGACUCAACAACUGCAAUUGGUAACAGAUCGAGAAAAGAAGCAGGCUUAUUCUCAAAAACGAAAUUUCAAUCCACCGUUAAUACAAAUUGAUAACAUGGACACGGAGGUCCCCGGGAAACAAAAUGAAGAAACGCCUUCAGCACCGGGAAUCCCACAAAUUCAAAUUUUAAUCGAUUCGCUGGAGAACGCUAAAGAAGAACGUCCUAAAGAGGGGAGAGAAGUUCCUUACACUUCGGUCAGAGAGCAAAGAAGACGAUCUGCUCUCUGCCGAACUAAUUCCAAACAAGUAGACGAUUUUCUUCUUGUUCAUAAUCUACGUGAUCUGGGCUUACUUUAA